AUGGCUGCCUCCCCAUCUCAGAUUUUCUCAGGGCCCGAAUUCAUCCAAAAGCGUCGCUUGCGCUUGGCCCGCGUCCGGCGCGCAAUCGACUUCAAAGCCAAGCAAGACGAGCCCGAAAGGGUAUCGAAACCUUGUGCGCUAGCACCGGCGCUCAAGGGCGCCGAAAAGAGCCCAGCUUUGCUCGAUAACGCUGUCAGCCUCAGUGGGAUCAACCCUCCCUCGCCCGAGGAUACGCCCAGUCCGUAUCCUCAGCUGCCUCGCAGCUCUACUUCUCCUACCAGCGCGCCUCUCCCUCCACCCCUUCGUCGUCCUCGCUCCCGGCCUCUGGAACCAUCUCCCUUCCGGCCGCUUCCUCCACCAUCACCGGCUCUCUUCCGUCCCAUUGUGCUCAACUUACUCCCAGACCUUCCACCGGAGCUCAGGGACAUCCAGCUAGACGAAUACAUGACCCGAGAUGAGGAAUGA
Puccinia triticina is the source of this 465-nucleotide messenger RNA. RefSeq lists its product as uncharacterized. The transcript is spliced from 2 exons. Bases 1 to 465 code for a protein of 154 amino acids. Lineage: Eukaryota; Fungi; Basidiomycota; Pucciniomycetes; Pucciniales; Pucciniaceae. The record is from RefSeq and is a predicted model, not a curated record.